Molecule: messenger RNA, 1872 nt
Organism: Silurus meridionalis
Lineage: Eukaryota; Metazoa; Chordata; Actinopteri; Siluriformes; Siluridae
Gene: cdc7
Product: cell division cycle 7 homolog (S. cerevisiae)
Exons: 12
Coding region: 140-1714 (524 amino acids)
Biological process (GO): mitotic DNA damage checkpoint signaling; protein phosphorylation
Cellular component (GO): nucleus
Molecular function (GO): ATP binding; protein serine/threonine kinase activity
Source: RefSeq, a predicted model, not a curated record
GGAAGUUGCAAAAUAAAAGUCUUUUCGUAACAGGUUAACACACCAGUUUGUAUUAGCAGGGUAUAAAUGAACACCUUUUUUCAAACAAAAUACACAAUAUAAUAAAUACAAAUUUAAAACACAACAGACCUUUUUCGCCAUGGAGACGCUUCAGGGUCUUUCAGACAUUGGUGAGGAUGUUAAACCGUGCGAAAAGGAGACAAAUAAACGGAAAGUCCCCAGAGAUGUUGAGAUGGACAUUCAGUAUCUGUAUGAAGUUGUCCCACAGCUCUCCAAAGUUUUCCGGAUUACAGACAAAAUUGGAGAAGGUACCUUCAGCUCCGUGUAUCUGGGAGAAGCUCAGAUGAGCGACGGGACGAGAGAGAGGUUUGCUCUGAAGCAUCUGAUCCCGACGAGUCACCCGGUGCGGAUCGCUGCGGAGCUCCAGUGUUUAACGGUGGCAGGGGGCAAAGAGAACGUGAUGGGAGUGACCUACUGCUUCAGGAAGGACCACCACGUGGUGAUUGUCAUGCCCUACCUGGAGCACCAGGCUUUUGUGGACGUGGUGGAGAUGCUGAGUUUCGAGGAGGUGCUUCAGUACAUGUAUCAUUUACUCAAAGCCCUGAAGCACAUCCACGAGUUCGGGAUCAUCCACCGCGACAUCAAGCCCACCAACUUCCUGUACAACCGGCGUGAAAAAAAAUAUGCCCUGGUAGACUUUGGCCUGGCUCAGGGAACCCCAGACACUCAGAUAGAGCUGUUGAAGGUGGUAAAGUCUCAGAAAGCUCAUAACGAAUCACACGGGAAACAGGCACCGGUUCCUUUCCCACCGAACACGAGGGUCCUCACGGCGCACGCUUCCACGAAAACGCCAUGUCCGAACUCGCGCACAAAACACACCAAGGAGCUCAUGGGGCUUUGCAAAACGCCACGUUCUGUAUUCGGGGAGAGAAACCUCAACAGCUCAAACCCCACCAAAGCGCCUGCGGAUAAAACCGAAGGACACAUGAUACCUACCAAGACGGACAACGUCUUUGCCUGUAAGAUACUCUCCACGAAACGCCGUCCUCCCCCCACACGGACUCUUGCUGCCAAUUCAAAGACCAAACCCGUGACCCUGAACCCGUCUCUUACCUGUACCUGCUACAUGACCGACCGCAUCUGCAACGUCUGCCUGUCUAGGAAGCAGCAGGUGGCUCCAAGAGCAGGAACUCCAGGAUUCAGGGCUCCUGAAGUUUUGACCAAGUGCCCUGACCAAGGAACGGCUAUCGACAUGUGGUCUACCGGCGUGAUCCUGCUCUCACUCCUGAGCGGCAGGUAUCCGUUUUUCAAAGCCAACGACGACCUCAUGGCCUUGACUCAGAUCAUGACGAUCCGAGGCUCGAGAGAAACCAUUCAGGCCGCUAAGAAAUUCGGCAAGGCGGUGGUGUGCAGCCGCGAGCUUCCCCGACUCGACCUGAGGAUCCUGUGCGAGGCGCUCCGAGGGGUACGACCUUGCGGGGACGAGUCGCUUCCGGCGGCGUUCCGGGCCUCACGUCAUCCCACGGACCACGGCCGAGCGGAGAAACGGAGCGCCAUGGGGAACGCGGAGGAGUCAGACGCCAGGGGGUGGGACAGAGUUCCAGAUGAUGUGUAUGACCUGCUGGACAAACUUUUGGAUUUGAAUCCGGAGACGAGAAUCAGUGCAGCUUCGGCGCUGCAGCAUCCGGCGUUUAAAUAUCUCACGGAUUAUUAAUUAUUGAUUGGACAGGAUUUUAUCCUCGGGGUAAAUCCCAAUCAACAAGUGUGUUACUUUUGUAAUAUAGUGUUCUGUACGUACUCUUUAUUUAUUUGUUCAGUGUGAUGAGUUCGGGAUGAUAAUUAGAAUAAAUUACAAUAUUUUAAUAAACUGUA